Messenger RNA from Wallemia mellicola CBS 633.66, 600 nucleotides. Its product is annotated as histone-fold-containing protein. NCBI's taxonomy places the organism in Eukaryota, Fungi, Basidiomycota, Wallemiomycetes, Wallemiales, Wallemiaceae. Gene Ontology annotation, cellular component: nucleosome. Bases 129 to 545 code for a protein of 138 amino acids. Gene Ontology annotation, molecular function: structural constituent of chromatin; protein heterodimerization activity; DNA binding. The transcript has 3 exons. The record is from RefSeq and is a predicted model, not a curated record.
GCAUGUUCCACUCUUUUCUUGAUCAGCCAGUCAUGUCUCAGCCGACAAAUAGCCAAACAUUGAUGUAUAUUUGAUUAUUUAUACUCUAUUCUGUAAUUAUUUCGAUCUAAGCAAUAAAAAAAGUAUCGAUGUCGAGCUUUGGAGGUAAACAAAGUGGGAAAUCAUCUAACGACGAUUCGAAGAAGAGAUCAAGAUCUCAUAGAGCGGGUUUAAUAUUCCCAGUUGGUAGAAUAGAGAGAAAUCUACGUGAAGGACGCUAUGCAGAUCGCAUUGGUGGAGGCGCCGCAGUAUAUUUAGCGGCUGUUUUAGAGUAUUUGACCGCAGAAGUACUCGAAUUAGCUGGCAACGCCUGCGUAGAUAAUCGCAAACAACGUAUCGUACCACGUCAUCUCCAACUUGCUAUCAGAAAUGACGAAGAAAUUGAUAAAUUACUCAAAAAUGUUGAUAUUUUUCAAGGUGGUACAAUCCCUCAUAUUGAACCUGCACUCUUAGUGGAGAAUAAGAAAUCUAAGAAAUCUAACGAUAUAUCAGAAGAUCAUAACUGAGUUUGUGUUCAUCUAAUAUAUACACGCUUCUUGUAUAAUUACGAUCAUGAAGGUU